AUGAUUUAAGAAAAUGAUUAAUACAAAGUAUAUGAAAAGAUGAUUGAUAAAAUAAGUGAAUUGUUGACCAGGUUUGAUGAAUAAAUACAAUAAAAUUUAAAAGUUGCGAUGCUUGUUGGGAGUACAGCAAAUGGUAAAAGUACAUUAUUUAAUUUUCUCUCGGGAUUUGAAUUCUCAAUUACAAAAAAAGAUAAUAUAAAAACUAAAUAACUAACUCUAAAAUAUCCUGAUGAAAAAUAUGCUUCUGAUAUGGCUCCUGGAAUAAGAUCUGUAACAAAAGAGCCACAUUAUUAUUUUAAUAAAGAUAAUAAUUACUUAUUAAUUGACUUUCCUGGAUUUAAUGAUACAGAUGGAGCUAUGUAGUAAACUUUUAUAUCAAUCUUAUUCAAAAGAAUAGUAAUAAAAACACUAAUUAGAAUCAUAUUUGUUGUUAAUAGUCUUGAUGGAAAUUUGCCGAAUCAAGGUCUUGAAUUUUAUGAUUUUAUAAGUCGAUGCUUUGCCUAACAUAUUUAAGAAUUUUCUUAAGUGACUAUAAUCCUCAAUUAAUUUAUGGAUAAUUUAGAUGAUCAAGAUCUUAUUGAUGAUGUAAAAAAUUAAAUGAAGGAUAUUUCAGAUAAUGUAAAUGAGAAUAUAGAAGUGGUAGGAAAAAUAAAAGAAGAUAGUGAUCUUGAAACGAAAUUUAAUAAUUAAAAAAGACAAGAGAUAUGGAAUGUAAUAGAAAAUCUAAUCCAAUAAGAUUUAAGCCAAUUUAAUUUGAGAAACAAACCGAACUAUCUAGGUUAAUAUAUGAAAAAUGCCAUUAAAUAAUACAAAAUUUAGUUGAUGAGAUCAGUAAAAAAAUUAAUAAUUCUCUUAAUAAUUUGAGCCAAAAAAGUAAAUAAAAGUUAUAUAAAAUUUUUUAUAACAUAUUAGAUUAGAUUGUAAAUGAAUAAUUUGAUCAAAACAUUUUUUGUUUUUAUCUGCAGAAAUAUUAGGUUGGUAAAAUAAUGAAAAAAUUGAAAUUGAUACCUUUUUAAACAGAUUUAAAUUUGUAUCAUAAGAAGAUGAUAUUAUAGAGAUUAAAUAUUUAUUAGCGAAAAACUAAUAAUUGCUUAAAUAUAAUUUAAUCAUCCAAAAAGAAACAAUUAUGA
Messenger RNA from Paramecium pentaurelia, 1130 nucleotides. Lineage: Eukaryota; Ciliophora; Oligohymenophorea; Peniculida; Parameciidae. The record is from the annotation of a GenBank genome assembly.